AUGAGGCAAGGACAGAUGCCAGAUACUACCUUCCAACAGCUAUACAACCCUUCGCUGCGCCGAUGUCCUAUCCGUUCUGGAGAGGUUACCAGGGUUUACCGGGCGACCGCCAUUAUGGAAUGGACGUCGGCAACGCAAGCGUGGGUGCGUAGCGGUCGCUUAAACAGUCGUGCGCGCGGCCAGCCACCCGCACUCGUCUACAGAGCACCGUACAAUUCUGGACACCAGGCGAAGGGCUCAGGAUCUCGGCUUCUCCUCUCUGGCGGCUAG
Messenger RNA from Chondrus crispus (carragheen), 270 nucleotides. RefSeq lists its product as hypothetical. The record is from RefSeq and is a predicted model, not a curated record. NCBI's taxonomy places the organism in Eukaryota, Rhodophyta, Florideophyceae, Gigartinales, Gigartinaceae. The transcript has a single exon. Bases 1 to 270 code for a protein of 89 amino acids.